Molecule: messenger RNA, 1704 nt
Organism: Tremella mesenterica DSM 1558
Lineage: Eukaryota; Fungi; Basidiomycota; Tremellomycetes; Tremellales; Tremellaceae
Exons: 5
Coding region: 1-1704 (567 amino acids)
Biological process (GO): protein folding in endoplasmic reticulum
Cellular component (GO): endoplasmic reticulum; endoplasmic reticulum membrane
Molecular function (GO): thiol oxidase activity; FAD binding; protein-disulfide reductase activity
Source: RefSeq, a predicted model, not a curated record
AUGUUGCUGGUGGCUCUUUUUGGUAGUCUAGGAGCUAGGGGUUUGUUGGCUGGUCCAUCGGCUUUGGAUAGUAAAGUCGCUCGGAAUGUCUUGGAGGGAAAACCGGAGGGAUAUUGUUCUCCUUCCGGCCCGAUCGAAUCCACUCAUUGUUUAUACGAAACUAUCGAAUCUCUCAACCCACGUCUCUUCCCAGUCAUACAUUCCCUCGUCGAAACACCCUUCUUCCGACAUUACAAAGUCGACCUUUAUCGCGAAUGUCCGUUUUGGCACGAUAAUGGGUUCUGUAUGAAUCGCGAUUGUGGUGUGGAGGAAGCGGACGAGAGUCAGAUACCGGAGAAAUGGAGGAGACAGGCAUUAUCAGAAGUUAGUGUAGUACCUCCUGAUGAAGGUGAAGGAAGUGUGGGUGGAUGUUAUUUCAGGGAACAAGAUUUCUGUUACAUUGAGGAUGAUGCGACUCAAGAGGGACAAUACGUCGAUCUUACUCUCAACCCCGAAAGAUUUACAGGAUACGCAGGCGAUUCUUCCCAUCAAGUUUGGAGAGCUAUCUACGAAGAAAAUUGUUUCGGACUUUCUGAAGCCUCUUUAGAUUCUCAUUCCCCUCCUUCCCCUAAUAAAGCUUCACGCGCGUCCGCCGUUGUGGGCGCCGGCUCCGGUGCUUCGUCGGGUGGUUUUGGAUUCUCCAAAUUAUCAGAAGGCUGGGGUACUGAAAUGCUCAAAAGUCAAGUGAGCGAAGGUACAUGCGAAGAGAAAAAAGUCUAUUAUCGCGUCAUCUCAGGAUUACACGCCAGUAUCUCCAUUCAUAUCUGUCACGAAUACUUGGAUCAACAAACAGGUGAAUGGGCUCCUAAUCUACCAUGUUUCGUCUCCCGUCUAGCGACACAUCCGGAGAGAUUAUCAAACGUUUACUUCAACGCUGUUUUGAUGUUGCGAGCGGUUGAAAGGGCCAGCAAAUAUCUAGAGGCGUAUGAUAUUUCCACAGCGCCCUUGGGACGAUUGGACGAACUGGGGAAGAAGAAAAGGGAAGAGGAUGUCAAGGCUAAAGGAUUGUUGAAAGAGGUUUUACAUUUGGCCGGAAGCGAAGGUAUGGCACAUGGAUUUGAUGAAGGUGAUUUUUUCACUGGAGAUGAUGCUUUGAUCUUAAAAGAACAAUUCAAAACGCACUUUAGGAAUGUCUCAAGGAUUAUGGAUUGUGUGGGUUGUGAUAAAUGUCGAUUAUGGGGCAAGUUACAAGUGUCUGGUUUGGGUACGGCUUUGAAGAUUUUAUUCGAGCUUGACGAUAAGGCUUUAGAUCCUAAAAUCAACCCUGACCUUCUUCAAAGAUCCGAAGUGGUAGCUCUCUUCAACACUCUUCAUCGAUUAUCUGAAUCACUCGCAGCUGUUGAAAACUUCCGUAAAAUGUACGCUCAAGCUCAAUCGUCUGAAUCUUCCACAAACGCAGAAUCUCAACCAACAUCGAAACGUCGCCGAAAGCCCAAGAAGGUUGAAUCAUCAACAAUGGCUGAGACAUCUUCGAGGACAAUAUCCGCUUCUGCCACACUUGGAUUGGUAGUUUCCGCACUGGAGACGUUUAGAAGGGGAUGUAAAGGAUGUUUAGAGGUAUGCUGGAGACAAUUGGAAAAAGGAAGAAUGGGACAUUUAGUUGAGAUUGUAAAACGUUGGGCGGAGGAAAGAGUACCAGGGAUUAUGGGUAGAGUAGAAUUGUGA